Molecule: messenger RNA, 862 nt
Organism: Cylicostephanus goldi
Lineage: Eukaryota; Metazoa; Nematoda; Chromadorea; Rhabditida; Strongylidae
Source: the annotation of a GenBank genome assembly
AAAUUGCUUUCGGAAUGACCUAAUAGUAAGCAUUUGGAGUUUCGCUUUUUUGGGCUCAUUUCAUUCGACACAUUUUCCAUCAUCUAACAAUCCAUUAGACAGAUUUUGGUCAGAUCAGUUACUAAUCCCUGAUUUGCUUUCUGUUAAGGGUGCAACACACUUUUACAUGUACAUUAAGUAUAUCGAUGAAUAUAGCCGUAUUUUACUGGAUGAUUAUGUUCGCACUGGCGAUGCAGAGGUCAUAAUUCUUCGUGAUCGUUUUGGAAGAAAGGAUGAUCGUUGGCAAUCCAUGGAGAUCCAGGAAUGUCUCAAUCGUGCGCGAGGACACUCUCAGUGGGUAGCAUUUGUUGAUUUGGAUGAGAGACUGACGCCAACAAACUAUUCCGGGACAUUACGGAGUUAUCUAGAGAACCUAACCGAUGAUAAAAUCGGAGCAGUCCAGUUUCGACAGCGCUGGAUAUUGAAAAAUGAAACUCUCCCUGAAAAAUAUACAAAUUCAACUCAGGUAUUCUCACUCAUUCUUAAUAUAGCUAGUUGGAUGCCGACGCGACGGUACCACAAUACAUCUCAUGUUGGCCCUGUAGGUCACACUGCGAAAUGUAUUAUCGAUCCCAAAAAGGUUCUAAUUAUGCAUGUGCAUUAUGCUGAUGCAUUUUUCGAAGGUUACUCAAUGUAUGCAAUGAGACCCGAAGAGGGAGUCUUCAGGCAUUAUCGAGACAUUAAUUCUGGUCAAUGGGGCAAGAUAUGGCUUGGAGAAGUUGAAGAAAUGGGCAAAUUUUCAAUGACAGAUUAUCCUGCGAAAUGGGCCAAUGAACUAUUAUCGAAUGUGCAAACACGGGUUCGUUACUCAAACAUGAUUAGA